Cricetulus griseus (Chinese hamster) is the source of this 450-nucleotide messenger RNA. The record is from RefSeq and is a predicted model, not a curated record. Lineage: Eukaryota; Metazoa; Chordata; Mammalia; Rodentia; Cricetidae.
GCUUUUAAUUACAGAACCUCAAAAAAAUUUCUCUUUCAGGAAGACUUCAAGAAAUCACAAUGUCGACCGACACAGACCUUUCUCUUUCUUCAUAUGAUGAAGGUCAGGGGUCUAAGUUUAUUCGAAAAACUAAGGAGACACCAUUUGUCCCCAUUGGCAUGGCAGGGUUUGCGGCAAUCGUUGCGUACGGGCUAUACAAACUGAAAAACAGGGGAAAUACGAAGAUGUCCAUUCACCUGAUCCAUAUGCGUGUGGCCGCCCAGGGCUUUGUGGUCGGAGCCCUGACUCUUGGUAUGGGCUAUUCCAUGUAUAAGGAAUUCUGGGCCAAGCCUAAGCCUUAGAAGACGAGCUGCUGCCUUGGUCUGGGAAGUGCUUGCUUAGUUAGACGUCUCAUAUUGAGGUUACAUGUUUGUGUCUACAAUAAAUAACAUGGAUUUAGACAACAACACA